CAACGGAAGCGUGAUCCUGAACUGACAUAAAGAAACCGAAGUUGUCAACUCAGCAUCUGAAAUCUGAAGACCAUGGGCGUCAAAGUUUCAUUUGUCCUUGCACUGGUCCUGUGCUUCUGCGCAUUUGGCUAUUCAACUCCCGUAGUGAAGAAAUGUGAGAAGAUGGACAAUGGUGCCCUGGUGGAGGAGGACUGUGAGGAUGGGACAGGUGUGUCGUCAGUAGCUGGGGAGGCCGACAACGUCUUCGUCGGUGUUGACGUAAAGGGCCGCCGUGUGUUUAAGGUGGCGGGUAACGAAACCUGCUUCAUUGUCUCAGAUCCAGCCCCGCUGCCAGCCGAUGUGACAGAGGCCACAAUGGACCAAACAAAGACUCCGGUACUGGUGACUGACCAAGCUGUGUUGGACAGUGUGAGAGAAUGGUGCACAGGCGACGUCUAUGUCCUCGUGGCUGACGACACUGCUGUCACUGGAGACAGACACAAGCGAGCCAUCUGCUACAGAGUAGUGUGCAGAUACUACAUCUACUACGGGCGUCUGUAUCGUCACUGCGUAUUGUUUCUGUUAGCUGUUAGAUCACACAGGCGCAACACGUACCCUGAAAAACAGCAGCAUGUAAAAUGUAUAUACUAUCACAUGUAAAAUCCUCACAGGUGUUCGCUCUUAUGGUUCCAGGGUGUCUGAAUUUGUCCCGUUAUGACUAUUCUUUAUUUUUUUUUUAAUUAAGUCUUUAAAUUAACACUGACAUCUCUGUAAAUUUCUUGUCUAUUGUGGAAUAAAGUUGUUGCUUU
Haliotis rubra (blacklip abalone) is the source of this 788-nucleotide messenger RNA. RefSeq lists its product as uncharacterized. The record is from RefSeq and is a predicted model, not a curated record. Bases 73 to 639 code for a protein of 188 amino acids. The transcript is spliced from 7 exons. NCBI's taxonomy places the organism in Eukaryota, Metazoa, Mollusca, Gastropoda, Lepetellida, Haliotidae.